Molecule: messenger RNA, 837 nt
Organism: Saccharomyces eubayanus
Lineage: Eukaryota; Fungi; Ascomycota; Saccharomycetes; Saccharomycetales; Saccharomycetaceae
Gene: MRPS9
Product: mitochondrial 37S ribosomal protein uS9m
Exons: 1
Coding region: 1-837 (278 amino acids)
Biological process (GO): translation
Cellular component (GO): mitochondrial small ribosomal subunit; ribosome
Molecular function (GO): RNA binding; structural constituent of ribosome
Source: RefSeq, a predicted model, not a curated record
AUGUUUUCGAGGCUUGCUUUUUUUCGAAGGGCAACUCUUGCUCCUGCUUCUAUGAGAAUGUGUUUUAGGACCAUAUAUCAAAAAGCAGAGAGUGACUUGCCCAAGAGGAUCGUCCCCAAAUUGCCAACAUUUUACUCGGCGAACCCUAACCAUGAAGACCGUAUUAAUCGACUGGAAAGGCUUCUGAGAAAAUUCGUAAAAUUACCAUCUCAGAACAACAAUGAAGUACAACAAACAAAAGCUCCUUGGAUUUCUUUUGACGAAUAUGCUCUAAUAGGUGGGGGUACGAGAUUAAAGCCCACCCAAUACACUCAAUUACUGUACAUGUUGAACAAGCUACACAAUGUUGACCCUCAACUGACUAAUGAAGAAAUCACAUCCGAACUGUCCCAAUAUUACAAGAAAAGCUCCAUCCUUUCAAAUCAGAUCAAGGUAAAAACCUUGGAUGAGUUCGGAAGAAGUGUAGCCAUUGGGAAAAGGAAAAGCUCUACUUCUAAAGUCUAUGUCGUUAGGGGAACAGGUGAGAUAUUAGUGAAUAGUCGUCAAUUAAACAAUUACUUCCUUAAGAUGAAAGAUAGAGAAUCCAUCAUGUAUCCACUCCAAGUGAUCGAAUCCGUCGGAAAGUACAACGUUUUUGCAACAACAUCUGGAGGCGGGCCUACGGGGCAAGCAGAAUCGAUCAUGCAUGCCAUUGCUAAAGCUUUGGUCGUUUUCAAUCCGUUAUUGAAGUCGAGAUUACAUAAAGCUGGUGUUCUAUCAAGGGAUUACAGACACGUGGAGAGAAAAAAACCAGGGAAAAAGAAGGCAAGAAAAAUGCCAACAUGGGUCAAGAGAUAG